Messenger RNA from Sporothrix schenckii 1099-18, 1686 nucleotides. RefSeq names its product tRNA (uracil-O(2)-)-methyltransferase. The transcript has a single exon. Lineage: Eukaryota; Fungi; Ascomycota; Sordariomycetes; Ophiostomatales; Ophiostomataceae. Bases 1 to 1686 code for a protein of 561 amino acids. Gene Ontology annotation, molecular function: tRNA (uridine) methyltransferase activity. Gene Ontology annotation, biological process: tRNA methylation. The record is from RefSeq and is a predicted model, not a curated record.
AUGGCCGCUGCGACACCGCCGCCCCUGCCUGGCCCAGAAGAAUAUGCCUACGAUGCGGAUCCGGUCUUGAUCCAGACGCCGACGUCGGGCGAUGGUGUCGAGGGUGGCGGGCCCUGGACGUGGACGCCCAUGUGGCACCGGCCGUGCACGUUUGGACCCAGCGAGUUCGACGCCGUGAUGCAGAACUUGGUGCGCAACCCGAAUGUGCUGUCGUCGUGGCUGUUCCGUGCGGACAUUCUGGCCGAGACCACCGAGGCGGCUGCGGCGGCGGAGGGGGCCGUGACGCCGUUUCCUUGUUUUGCGUCGCUUGUGCGCGCCGACGACCGGACGAUUGUGCGGCGGCUGAUUCCGCGCAACACGAUGCGCGACAAGCCGAUGCUGCAGACGUGCCUCUUUUACAGGGGCGAGGAGGGCAACGACGACCAUGAGCAUGACGACGAACAUGAGGACGAGGACGACGACGCUGAGGAACGCUCCCUGGUGGUCUACCUCCCGCACGUCUCCGACCCGGCCCACGUGCCCUUUUACCACCCCAAAGUCCAGGGCGUCGGGUUCCUGCACGCGUGGCGGCCGCGGGACGGACGCGGGACCGUGUCCCUGCACUUUUCCUUGUUUCCAGAGACGCUGGCCACGCCGCCCGACGAUGCGGCAAGCAAACUGAGCCGGCCCAUCCUGGCCCGCGUCGCGCUCAGCCUCGUCAACACCGUGUGCAAGCACGGCGAGGGCAAGCGCGCGGGCUACGUGAAGCGCGUGCACCACGACCAGCUGGUGCCGCAAGCGCGGGUGCAGGACCGGUACACGCGCCUCAAAGAAAAGCACGCGCGGCGGCUGGUGGCGACGUGGCAGGAGACGACGGACCCGGCCAAGCACGUGUUUGAGGACCUGUCGAUUGCGGCAUUCCUGAUGGAGCUGUGGCGGGACAUGUACGGGGUCGAGGGCGAGGAGGGUGUGCCCGCACAAUUCCCCGGCUUUGUGGACGUGGGCUGCGGCAACGGCUUGCUGGUGCACAUUCUCAAUGAAGAGGGCUACCGGGGCUGGGGGUUCGAUGCGCGCAAGCGGCGGUCAUGGCAGCAAUACGAGCACUAUGAGAAUGGAGACGGGGCGGGCCCGGCGGGCGCGGCAGUGUCGCUACGAGAGAGCCUGCUUCUGCCGUCAUUUCUGACAGACAAAGGCAACGACAAGAACGAGACCGAGACCGACACCGGGCGCACAUCGAGCACCCACGACGGCACAUUCCCACCUGGCACGUUCCUCAUUGCCAACCACGCGGACGAGUUGACGGUCUGGACGCCACUGCUGGCGGCCUUGUCCGGCUGCGCGUUCCUUGCCAUCCCCUGCUGCAGCCACAACUUUACAGGCGCGCGGUUUCGGGCGCCCCCACCGUCGUCGGCCGCCAGACAGGCGACAGCAUCCGUGUCGGUCACGCUGGCCUCGUCGUCGACGUACGCGUCGUUUGUCGAGUGGGUGGCGGGCGUGGCCGAGGACUGCGGGUGGGUGGUGGAGUUUGAGAUGCUGCGGAUCCCAAGCACGCGGAACGUGGGCCUGGUAGGGAGGCGACGAAACGUUGAUGCUGUCUUCACAGUGGAACACGCCUGGGACGUCAUUGCCAGCCACGGCGGCGCACACGGAUUUGCCGACAACGUGGCCAAGCUGGCGGCGGCCGACGGCAAGAAGAACACGCAUUGA